Molecule: messenger RNA, 3295 nt
Organism: Chironomus riparius
Lineage: Eukaryota; Metazoa; Arthropoda; Insecta; Diptera; Chironomidae
Source: the annotation of a GenBank genome assembly
UGGUCAUAGAAAUUAAUAUUGUCAUUUAGUAAUAUUGUAAUUGAUUUAUGAUUAUGGAUUUUUGUUAAUCCACAAAAAUUUGGGUACGAAAAUUACAGUAAUAAUCAGUUGAAUUAUGAAACAUUAAAGUCAACUCAACUUCAAAUAAAAUUCGUGUAGACUUCAAAAUCUAUUAUUUUGAACACGUGAUGCACAAACCACGAGCCAAUCAAUUGAUAAACCAAUUCCAUCUCCUUUAACGAAGCGUGAAGCUUGUUAAUCACAAAUUUAUUUACAAAACAUAAAAUUUUAUGCCUAAUUCAUUAAAUUGUAUGAUAUUCAUAGUAUUGUUAAUAGAUAAGAUUGAUUUCUUGGAGCCCCAUUAGAGAUUUUAAUCUCAUAAAGUCUAACAUUAAGCCGCCUUUAACGGAUUGAUUCCUUUUUUUCUACUCAACCGAGAAAUUAUUUUAUUUUCUCCGUAUUUUUUAUUUCAAACUUGUUGCUUCUCUCGCUCGCAAAGCAAUUCGUCGACGACUCUCUUAGUGUUACAUCGCAAUUCAAACGGUUCGGACAUUCUUUUUCAUUUCGUCGUUAACUGCAUUUUUUUGGCGCUCACGAUAAUAUUUCUUUUAAUUCGGUUGAAUCUUAGUAAAAGUAUUAAUAAUUUAAUUUAAUCUAAAUUAAAGGAGUUGCUGUUGCUCCGUAAACAUGGAUUAUUUAUGAAUGAGGCAAAAAGUGGAAGAAAAACAUUUUUUUAAUUUAGAAAAAGAGGAAAUUUUAUGUUUUUAAUGGAUUUGUGAAAAUAAUCAACUAUGGAUCUACAUAAAUUCAUAAUAAUCUUACUAAUAUUUUGUGUGAAUGUGAUACAUGGCAAGCAAGAACCACAAAAGUGCUGCCGCAAUGAAAAAAAUUUACUAAUAGAUCGAAGAUGUGUGCCAGAUAGGACCGGAAAGAGUCCAAAUAUAAUAUUAGCAUGUGAAGAGAAAUACAUGCUGAAUCCAUAUGAGAUGGAAGAGGAUGCAUUUAAUGUGACUGAAGAUGCUUCUCUAUUCGUUCCGGAUAUGGGAAGCUCUUUCUUUAGAGACGAGUAUUGUCUCGUCAAUUCUCAUGAUGAGGAAUUAAAUGAGACUUAUGAGAUAGCACUCGUAUGCUUUCCCGAAAAUGACACAGAAAUAGUAAAAGUUUCGUUUACUUUAAAAGCAAUUUUCAUCUUCAUCUCAGUGUUCUUCUUAUUCCUAACACUUUAUAUUUAUUAUCGACUUCCCGAGCUUCGACAGACGCAGGACAAAGUAACAAUGUUUACCAUAAGCUGCUUAACAAUAUUUUUAAUAUUUUUGGGAUCAAUGCAAAUUUACUCUCCGUAUACAUCAAAAUACGAUAUUUGUUUGUUUCUAGCCUAUCCAACUUAUUUCUUUACAAUGGCAUAUUUUGCAUGGCUGAAUUGCGUUAUCAUAAAUGUAUGGAAAUCCGUUGUCUUACGACGAUGGAUGAUGAAUGAAGGAAUCUGGUAUAUGUUUAAUCACAUCUAUGCCUGGACCAUUCCAGCAAUAUUAAUGGUAAUUGUUGACGCAAAGCAUACAAUAAAACCGAGCUUAGGUGUUGAAUCAUGUUGGUUUCAUCAAAAUCAUGAUCAGUGGAUGCUAGUUUAUCUACCAAUUUCCAUAAUGCUGGGACUAAAUGUCAUUCUUUGUAUAUGGUCGAGCAUCUACCUUGUCAACCCGAGUUAUACGCCUGAUACGAUAAAAGCAUUAAGAUAUAAAUGUUUCUUGUAUCUUAAACUGUUGCUUCUCGGUGGAUUCACGUGGAUUUUUGAAGUGUUAUCAUACACAUACAACGAUCAUUCACCAUCUGCAUGGUUUUGGGUGAUCAUAGAUUCUUUAAAUUGCCUUCAUGGUGUUCUUGUCUUUUGUGUACUUAUCUUAUGGCGUCGACGAAUACGAAAAGAAUUGUCCAGGCGAAAAAUAAUGGGUAUUAGAUGGCCUAGCAGUUGGGAUAAUAUUGAUGAUGACGAAGAAGAAGAAGUCUGUUUAGAGAAUGAAGGUAAUAAGACUGGUUCGGCGUAUCCAACGAAUAUGUUUACUAACUGAUUUUGAAUGUUUGUACAGUUUGAUGUUACCAAAAUUUUCGUCCUAUCUAAUCUAUUUCCUUUCUUUCUUUAUCUUCUCUUUCCUUUGUUCUAGCUAAAGGCAAAUACGAUCUAAUAAUAAAAGCUUUAAAAUAAUCUAUCAAAGAAAAAUUCCUUGCAUUAACAUUUAUAGUAAAACUGAGCUAAAAUACUCAGCUGCUUUACAUUACUGUAAUUCAUCAUAUUCCAUCCAUAAAGAAUUCCUUACAAGAACUUGAGGGUAAUUAAGUUUGAAAAUGUUCAGGACUGUUCACUUUCGAUAAUCAAAUAACAAUUCUACUUUGACAUUAAAAUUAGAUUGUCAUAAUUUUAUCACCAGACUCGCUAAGUAAGCCGCAGUGUAAAUCAGAUUAUUUAUAGAAUCUUGCGGUCGUGUCUGAAUUUAAAUAACUUGAACUUUAAUUUCUAUGAGAAACGGUUGUUAUUUGAUUAUCAAAUGAUUCUGGUUUCAGCCAAAAGCACAAAAAAAAUGUUUAAGGAAAAGAAGAAGUCUGGCACUAAAUGUUGUACAAUUGCUUUCUUCCAAAUUAGGCAAACCAAUUUUUAGAAACUUUGUCAGAUGUCAAAACUGUUGAUAUGCAAGGUGGACUUACUUUUUAGUUAAGUUUGGUUGAAUUUUGAGAUUCUGAGACUGUUUUGUUUGAGAAUCAGAAAUAGAGUACUCGAAAGUUGUGUUUGAUGGCACUUAGAAAACUAGGAAAGAUGUCAAUUGAAAGACUGUCUUACUAUUAGACACUUAGGAAAUUCACAAGUUUUACAUUGGUUAAAAAAAGGAGUAAGCACAUCAGAGUAUUGACAGCGUUAUUUAGUUCCAGCUGUUAUAAUAAUACACAGCAUUAACGAGUGAACCAAACCCCAAAAUCUAAAGUUACAUAUCCCAAAACAAUUAAUCACCGAAAUCAGUAUUUAAUCCAUCCAGAAGUAGGUGUACCACCUUGUUAUUAACCAUGACAAAAUUCGCAAUACUUUCAUUUUAAAUGAAUAAUUGUACAUGCUCGUUUCAUGCCGAUUUCGAUUACUUUCAAAUAUUUGGCAAUCUUUCCUUUCACAAGUCAUUAAUUUUAAAAAUAUCAUAUUUUAUCAUCUAUGUUCCUUUUUAAAUCUCAUUCAUUUAUAUUUAAGUUUUGUAUCAUUUAGUUAAAUAAAGUACUUAGUUCUGUGUAAGAAUUAGGAAAAUAUGAAAUAAAAGUU